AUGGCUUCAAUAGGAAGACCGAGAAAUCCCGAUGAUUGUGAUGACGAAAAUAUCCAAAUGUUUGUUUCUUCAGCUGCCAUGGAAACCGAAAUAAUUAUCAAAACUAAAAACGGUGAAACAUUUUGUAAGAGAAUGGAGCUGGAGAGAGAAUAUUCCGAGGAAACGAAACGAAAACAUGAACAAAUUAUUCGAAAAUUAUUGGAAGAGUUCGAUCUGGAACAAACUAAGGAUAAAUAUCGAACAGGGAAAAAUAUCGAAUACAGACCGCCAUCAACUGGGUAUAUACUGUCUUCUAUCUUAUCUAUGUACCAGAUACAUACUGUCUUCUGUCUUAUCUAUAUACAAGGUAUAUACUGUCUUUAUUCUAUCUAUAUACUAGGUAUAUACUGUCUUUAUCUUAUCUAUAUACCAGUUAUGUACUGUCUUCUAUCUUAUCUGGAUGCAAGUUAUAUACUGUCUUCUAUCUUAUCUGGAUGCCAGGUAUAUACUGUCUUCUAUCUUAUCUAUAUACCAGGUAUAUACUGUCUUCUAUCUCAUCUGGAUGCCAGGUAUAUACUGUCUUCUAUCUUAUCUAUAUACCAGGUAUAUACUGUCUUCUAUCUUAUCAUUAUAUCAGGAAAAUACUGUCUCUUAUCUUUAUACAAGGUAUCUACGUUUUAUUAUUCGAACCAUUCUAGUCUACGUUGGUCUAAAAAGGUUUUAACUGAAGUCUUCAAACGUUGUAGUGAAAGAAAUGGUUUAUUUAGGAACGUCUACAUGUAUUGA
Molecule: messenger RNA, 765 nt
Organism: Lottia gigantea (owl limpet)
Lineage: Eukaryota; Metazoa; Mollusca; Gastropoda; Lottiidae
Exons: 6
Coding region: 1-765 (254 amino acids)
Source: RefSeq, a predicted model, not a curated record